CGGUAUGAGGGGAGUUGAAGCGGAGACUCAAGACGCAGCGAUAUGUGGGCUAGAUUGUGAAAUUUAGGACGUAAGACUAAUGGUGUCGUGUUGAAGUUGAGUGAUUAUAUUGUUAAUGAUUUCUGUAACACUCUGUUGAGUUGUCUUGAGCAGGUUAGGAUUAGAUAUUUUAGCUGAGUCGCGCUUUAGCUCUUUGAUGUCAGGAGUGAUUUGAGGUUAAGGUGUGGCUUUCAGCAAAAGGACGAAUUACCUCAAUUGUAGCAGAGCUUAUAUUAAAUUCUUCGAUAUUUAGAGUAGUGCAAUACAUUAAAAGUGAGCAAGAAAUGGGAUCGGGACAUGACCCAGGUCAGAAUCGAACUUGAGUUUCCAAUGAGCCAACCACUUUUAAAUGUCGUAUGUGCGCUGCCUUGUGCGCCAGAACUGCGACUGAAUUGAAUCGUAAGGCUUUUAACGGUUUUCGCGAGGAUUUGAUACGCGUGCGUUAAAUCCAGGAAGCGUUCGGUUACACAACGGAGUCGAAUCGUUCGAUGACCGUUGCAACAUUAGUUCUAACUUUUCGGAAGUGUGUGAACCCACUUCAGAACGAAUGGAAUCUGUUACAUUCCAUUGAAAUAGAUCGCUAGAGCGCUCGGUUCAGAGUUGAGCCGUACAGGGCGUGAGCCGUCCGCUAGUAGACAGUAGUAUGUAGGCAGUAUGAGGAAAAAAGCCAUUGCAAAAAUAAAGGAUGUUACGCCAAUUUUAUGUGGUAUCUGGGAGUCGAACCGCUUACCAGCGUGACAUACGAAUCGAUCGACGAGAGAAAUCGAGAAUUCUACCAGUGAAGUAACCCUAACAUCUGGAGUGAAGACCUCCGUUUCAUACCAAUAUCAACAGUAUGUCAUUAAAUGGAUUUCUUCUUACGUCUGAAUGACGUCUGACUGCUGAAGGAGCUCGGCACCGGCAGUGCUGCAACACGCUCUUUGCGAUCCAGCUGUCGGCCACAUGUGUGUGAUGGGGUCGUUGAGUCCAUACCCAGCUCUACAUCAUAUCCUUUCUUUCAGUGUUCCUGUAGACCACUAUGUUGGGAUUGAACAGAAGGCGGCUGAAGAACCCCAGCUUCGUCCAGAACGUUCUGGACUCUUCUGGUUGUGGAUGUAGUGUGAAAAUGCUGAGGAAAGCCCUUCUGUGGAUGAGAAGGUGGGGCUGCUGGGCCUAAUCCUGUUAUCCCAGCCUUCUUAAUCCAGAUCCAGUCAGUCUUUACACCUCUUCAGUCACACAAACACAAACACACUUCCAAUACAAAUAUAUCAGACAUUAUGGAGGAAAGCAUGAUGCUGGGUGUUGAAGGGAUCAAGAAAAGCAUCUUGCAUGGAGGGAUCAGUGAGAAACCUAAAUUUAUCACAGGAACUAAGGUGACGUUCCAUUUCCGCACUCAGCUCUGCAAUGAUGAGCGCACCGUGAUAGAUGACAGUAAGAAAGCAGGUAUGCCCAUGGAAAUGGUGAUCGGGAACAUGUUUAAACUGGAUGUUUGGGAGACUCUGCUCAUGUCCAUGCACAUAGGGGAGGUGGCUGAGUUCUGGUGUGACGUCAUUCACACUGGUAUGUAUCCAAUAGUGGCAAAGAGUCUGCGGCGUAUCGCAGCGGGGAAAGAUCCAGUGGACUGGCACAUUCACACCUGCGGCAUGGCCAACAUGUUUGCCUACCACAGCCUGGGCUAUGAUGAUCUGGAUGAGCUUCAGAAAGAACCACAGCCUCUUUACUUUGUAAUGGAACUUCUGAAGGUACAGCAGCCCAGUGAGUAUGACAGAGAGUCCUGGGCUCUGAAUGAUGAAGAGAGAUUGAAAGCAGUACCUGUGCUCCACGGUCAAGGGAACAAGCUCUUCAAACAGGGCCGAUAUGAGGACGCCACACUGAAAUACAAGGAAGCCAUUAUGUGUAUCAAGAAUGUGCAGACAAAGGAAAAGGCAUGGGAAGCUCCUUGGCUGAGACUAGAGAAGAUGGCCAACACGCUCACUUUAAACUACUGUCAGUGUCUGCUGCGCAUGGAGGAGUACUAUGAGGUCAUCGAACACACGACUGACAUCAUCAACCAGCACCCUGGGGCAAUGAAAGCCUUCUAUCUGCGUGGAAAAGCGCACAUGGAGGUGUGGAACGAAGCUGAGGCCAGAGAUGAUUUCAUGAGAGUCCUGGAUCUGGACCCAGGCAUGAAAAAGACAAUCAAGAAAGAGCUUGCAGUUCUCAAAAUGAGAAUGGAGUUAAAAAAUGAGGAGGACAGACUGAAGUACAAGGGCAUGUUCGCAAAAAUGGCGAGAGAGGAAGGGUCUCUAGAGCUGGAGAAUCCAGAUCAAGAGAUUUCAGAGCAAACAUCUCCAGAACAAGAAACAACUCAAGAAAAACAGAGUGCAGAGGAAGCACCGCUAGAGAAAACAGGUGAAGAACAAACAAAUUCCCCACAAACAUCUCCUGAGCAAAUAACUUCAGCACAGGAAGUUACACAAGAAGUUGUUUCACAAGAAGAAACAUCUACUGCACUAUCAAGUUCUGAUCAUGAGAUACCAGAACAAUCAACUACUCAGAAUGUGACUCCAGAACAAACUACCACAGAAGCUACUCCAAAACAAUUAGAAGCAGUACAAACAUUUCUGGAGCAAUCAGCUUCUGAAGAAACAUCACCAGAACAUAUUACUCCAGAGCCAACCUGUCCAGAACAAGCAGACCAGGAUCUUAUAACUUCAGAACAAAUGACUCCAGCUGGAAUGACACUAGAAAACACCAGUCAAUGAGUCUUCAUCAUAAAAAAAUUUCAAGAGAGGUGCAACAACUAUGAUGUGGGAUAAAAUUGAACCCUUUUGACUUUUUACAUCUGAAAUGCGUUGUUGCUUUUCUUCAUGUAUCUACAUUAUAAUGUAAGAUUUAACUUAGUGUGACUGUAGUUUUGCCAGAUCAUACAAUAAAAUAGUACUCAAUCA
Sinocyclocheilus rhinocerous is the source of this 2948-nucleotide messenger RNA. Its product is annotated as aryl-hydrocarbon-interacting protein-like 1. Lineage: Eukaryota; Metazoa; Chordata; Actinopteri; Cypriniformes; Cyprinidae. The coding region runs from base 1296 to 2762 and encodes 488 amino acids. Gene Ontology annotation, molecular function: peptidyl-prolyl cis-trans isomerase activity; protein binding. The transcript has 8 exons. The record is from RefSeq and is a predicted model, not a curated record.